Messenger RNA from Rhineura floridana, 2342 nucleotides. RefSeq names its product nuclear receptor subfamily 2 group E member 1 (gene NR2E1). The transcript is spliced from 9 exons. Lineage: Eukaryota; Metazoa; Chordata; Lepidosauria; Squamata; Rhineuridae. Bases 1 to 1185 code for a protein of 394 amino acids. Gene Ontology annotation, biological process: anatomical structure development; cell differentiation; negative regulation of transcription by RNA polymerase II. Gene Ontology annotation, molecular function: RNA polymerase II cis-regulatory region sequence-specific DNA binding; zinc ion binding; nuclear receptor activity. The record is from RefSeq and is a predicted model, not a curated record.
AUGAAAGUUAUAAUCCAGAAACAUCCACAGAGCCACAAGUUCCCCGUCCCUGAAAGAAAGCAGUGGAAGCGAUAUUUUGGAGGGCAUUUAAUAACAGAAACACUUCAUUUUGAUGACUGGUAUGAGAAAAUGGCUUUUUCAACUUCCCUAAAGCCGUCACAGUCUAGCGACAGAAGGAAGUCAGUCAGAGCAUCACAGGGAGGCUGUCCGGUGGACAAGACGCAUAGGAACCAAUGCAGGGCAUGUCGGCUGAAGAAAUGCUUGGAAGUCAACAUGAAUAAAGACGCUGUUCAACAUGAAAGGGGGCCAAGAACUUCUACAAUAAGGAAACAAGUCGCUCUGUAUUUCAGAGGACACAAGGAAGAUAAUGGAGCCACACCACAUUUCCCCUCUGCAGCUCUACCUGCCCCAGCUUUCUUCACUGCUGUUACGCAGCUGGAACCUCAUAAUCUAGAACUGGCUGCAGUUUCUACAACUUCUGAAAGACAAACCUUGGUGGGCUUGGCUCAGCCAACUCCAAAGUAUCCACAUGAAGUCAGUGGUACUCCCAUGUAUCUCUACGAAGUGGCUACUGAAUCUGUUUGUGAGUCUGCGGCAAGGCUUCUCUUCAUGAGCAUCAAAUGGGCUAAAAGUGUCCCUGCUUUUUCUACUCUAUCAUUACAAGAUCAGCUGAUGCUUUUGGAAGAUGCUUGGAGGGAACUGUUUGUUCUAGGAAUAGCACAAUGGGCCAUUCCAGUUGAUGCGAACACUCUGCUGGCUGUAUCUGGCCUGAAUGGUGACAACACAGAUUCUCAAAAGCUGAAUAAGAUUAUCUCAGAAAUACAGGCAUUACAAGAGGUUGUGGCUAGAUUUAGACAGCUUCGGUUAGAUGCUACAGAAUUUGCCUGUCUCAAAUGCAUCGUCACUUUUAAAGCUGUACCUACGCAUAGCGGUUCUGAACUCAGAAGUUUUAGAAAUGCUGCCGCCAUUGCAGCUCUUCAAGAUGAAGCUCAGCUCACCCUGAACAGCUACAUUCAUACUAGGUACCCCACACAGCCCUGUCGUUUUGGGAAACUCUUGUUGCUUUUGCCAGCUUUACGUUCAAUUAGCCCCUCUACGAUAGAAGAAGUAUUUUUCAAAAAAACCAUCGGGAAUGUGCCAAUUACAAGACUGCUUUCAGAUAUGUACAAAUCCAGUGACAUCUAGACUGACCAGGGGUGGCUAUAUAUAUAUAUAGCAAACAAACUCUACAAGAAGCUGGAGCCUGGAAAUGUUUAACCUAUUGACAAAAUAAACCCAAUAGAUAUGGUUUUGCGGCCUUGAACAGAGUAACUUAAGACCGGGGGAGGGGGAGAUACUCUGCUCCACAGAAAAACUGGCUGUGGAUUGAACUUGGCUGCUGCUUCUCCUGUAGCAAUUUGGUGGAGCCAAUUCAAUUUUCAUUCAUAGUUAACAAAGGCUGUGCUAGUCUGUCAUUUAGUUGACAGAUUUGACAGGGUAAAGAAGGUACUUUAGGGUUGUUGUUUCUUCAUACUUUGAAAAAUUGGGUAACCAAACAUUGUUCUGUUGUAAUGUGUCAUGAGGUGGCCUUCAAAAAAAAACUUUUUUUCAAAAAAAAGUAGCUUGAUGGUGAAUGCUUUUUAUAUGAGGCUACAAUGAAUACCAGGUUAUGACAAACUUUACUUCAUCUGUAACAUAUAACAAUAAAGUGUCCUUCAUUAUGGAUUUUUAAGUAGUAUGUGGGCAAAUACCUUUUGGAUUCAAUAGGUCAUGCCUCCUGUUAAAAAAAUGAAUGGGUGGCCGUCACACCUGAGUCUUGCCAACAUUUCAGUUCAGUUGAACAUCUCAGACAGAAGAGCUUUAAAAGAUUUGUUUUUUAAUGCAUGUUAAGUGAAGAUUAAACAGCAAAACCAAAUAAAAUGGAGAGGAUCGAUACAGCAAACUGAUAGCUGUCCCACUGGCAUAGUGCUGAAACCAAAGGCAAUGGUGGCCAAACUCUUUGUCAAUGAGAUGUACAAAAAGGUACCUGGCUUACAAUAAAACAGUUUUGAAAUAUCUUACAAAGGAUGUAAAGGACGGUUGAUCAGUACAAACCUAAUACUCUCUAGUGGCUUUUUAAAAACCUCCAGGUUCUAAUAAAAGCCUUCCCCUGCCUCUCCCUCUCUCAUAAAACUUCCCACCCCUCACAACAACACACACAUUAUGAGCUGCUUAACUUGAUGAGAAUAUACUUACGGAAAAUGUAGGGGGAGUGUUAAAGAUAACUGCUGUACUUUUCAAGUUUUUAUUUGUUUUAGCAACUAGCACUGAGGAAGGAGAACCAGCACUUGAAGUAUCAUAGAAUGAGUAAAACUUCUCUUGUA